UUAUUAAAUAAAAGUAUGACCAAAAGCGGCAAUAUCUUUCUUUUUUCAUUGCUGAUUGUUUUAUUGUGCUAUGAUUCGUUUGGAAGGUUGUCCACAAGACGUUUACCUUUCUGUAAGUCGAGGGAUGUUACGGCUAUUCUUAGAGCGACAUCUCUUCGACGGACAAAACGUGCGGUGAAUUGGCCGUUUGAUUGCACACACGCAAGUAUCCUCGAAGUAGCCGGCAGAAACCAGUUCGUUUUUCCUAUUUACGACUGUUGCAGGAAGUGUGAAUUUCCAACAUUUCAAUUAUGCACGACGAGGAACAGAUAUUCGCCAUCUUGGUUGUGUCCAAGCAAAGGCAUGCAAUGUAUAGUGAAAUGUAUCAACUUUAACAACCCAUAUAUCAUUUCGAAAGUUGUACCGAAGAGAAAAAAGGUUCCCACGAGAUCACGAGUCCGAUUAAUCCCAUCAAUAAGACGAAAAAAAUUGCCAGUUUCUCAAAAAUGCCAGAGAGUCGUAAGGAAAAGGGUAGAACUUGCAUCGAAAGAUUGUGCGUUCCUUUGACUUUAACGACACCGCGACGGAAGAUUAACUUGUCGUAGACUAUGUAGCUAUAUUACUGCAAAAAUCAAUGAUAUUGUUAGAAGACGUUAGAAAUUCAAAUUUACCGUGAGAGAAACUUUGAUCAUUAAAAUGAUUGCUUUGUAUCAUUGUUAUUAUACAAAUUGAUUUAUGAACAUGUUAGAAAAUUUUAAAAA
Molecule: messenger RNA, 740 nt
Organism: Xenia sp. Carnegie-2017
Lineage: Eukaryota; Metazoa; Cnidaria; Anthozoa; Malacalcyonacea; Xeniidae
Exons: 3
Coding region: 16-546 (176 amino acids)
Source: RefSeq, a predicted model, not a curated record